AGAGCCAACUCACUUCACAGUUGCUUACUCGCGUAGCGGUUCAGUUGAUUCCGAACGCUCGUCUCGCGUGCACGUCUCUCUACUCUCCACUUCCGAAGUUAACUUUUCGUAAGUUCAACAUGACGUUGCGAAGCGUGCUCGUGAUGUUGGCACUGGCCGGGGCCACGUUCGCGGGUCCUGAGGUCACCGAACUGAAGGUUGACGUCGUCAGCGUCCCAGAAGGAUGCAGCACGAAGUCCAAGAACGGCGAUAUGCUCACCAUGCACUAUACGGGCACCCUUGACAACGGCAACAAAUUCGACUCCAGCUUCGACCGCGAACAACCGUUCACUUUCCAGAUCGGUGUGGGCCAGGUGAUCAAGGGCUGGGACCAGGGGCUGCUGGAUAUGUGUGUCGGUGAGAAACGUAAGCUCACGAUCCCAGCUUCGCUCGGCUACGGAGAGCGCGGGGCCGGCAACGUCAUCCCCCCUCAUGCCACCCUCCACUUCGAGGUGGAGCUGAUCAACAUCGGUGACUCGCCCCCAACCACCAACGUGUUCAAGGAAAUCGACGCCGACAAAGACAACAUGCUGUCUCGCGAAGAAGUCAGCGACUACUUGAAGAAGCAGAUGGUCCCCGAGGACGGCGCGGAGGUCAGCGAGGACAUCAAGCAGAUGCUCGAGGGCCACGACAAACUGGUGGAGGAGAUAUUCCAGCACGAAGACAAGGACAAGAACGGCUUCAUCAGCCACGAGGAGUUCUCUGGACCGAAGCACGACGAACUCUAAACUACACAAUACCAAUGGCUUAUAUCGUAGAUAUGUCCCCGCCAACUGUAUCCUUAGUUCGUGAUUGGUACGCUCGCAAUAGAGAAGUCUUUUACGAGAACGGAAACUCUAGAACGUCAUGGACAUGAAACCUCAUUGAUUUAAAGCUCUAAUUCCUCUAGUGCUUUUUGAAUAACGAUUGUUAAAUUAAUAUCAGUAACACAGAAUGUGAAUCUAUAACCGUUAAGAUUAGGUCCAUUUUCAAGUUUUCGAUACAAGAAACUGUAUCCACGUUUGCGAGCGUGCAAAUCCUGUUUGAACAUCGAGAAAUUAGUGAGCACUCACUCAUUUGCCGUUAAAGACAUAAUAUAACAUGAACAUUUUGCUUAAUUUAUAAAAAUGCGCGGCAACCAUACAUUUCUGUGUAGUGUUUAACAUAAACAGUUUGUAUUGUAUAAAAACAGACCCUGAAAGUAGUAAGUAACCUUCUGUACGCGCGUUUCGCUGAAAAUAGGAUACCGGAGCAUCCAGGAGAAUUUGAAUUCACAAUUUAGAUGAAGUAAGAUUAUUGACUUUAACGGUAAAAAUAACUGUCAAGGUUGCAGUGGAUUUUAAAACACACUGCAUUUCUUUUAAGCUGUGUGUUUUUACAAUUAAAAAAAUGUUAUAUGUUAUUGUUUUGACUUAAAUACCUACAUGUAAUUAUUUAAGGACGUCCGAAGUGCUGUUCUUAUUUUAAAUUGCACAGUUUGGCGCCACCUGAGGGUGUCAUACCAAUGGGGUCAUCUGGGUCAAAGUCCGGGGUGACAGAGGAUAUAUCUACGAUUACAUUUUAUAUAUGAUACCAACAUAGCGUAUAAGUAAAUAAGUAAGGCCAUACUAGUAGUGAUGGUCAAUAAUGCUAUUUUGCUUUAAUUUUAUUGGCAUGCGAAUUCGAGUGUCUUGUAUUGCUAUUCGCAAAUGUGACGUAAGUAACGCAUUCAACAAACAAACAGAACAGGUAACGUGAACAAAUAUAUAUAUUCUAAAAUUCAAAUGGGAAGGCUACUAUCAGCGUGCCACGCUAAUAUACGAAAGAUAACUUGUUUGAUACCGAGAACAACAUUGAAUCUGCUAAAUGCUUUUCUCGAUUUCGCAUGCUAAGUAUUAUAGCGUAUUCUUAAUAAUCCCAUACUACAUAGGUACUAGCGACUUAGUAGCGGCUCACUCGUUGUUAGUGAUCAAUGUAUCUUGAAUUAACUGCGCCUUUCGAGGACCAUUUGAAAAGCUCUGAACAUUUAAAUCAUCACGCCAAACUUCACACCUGUAAAAACAUAGCAAAUCGUAGCUACGAGGGCGUGACGUUUUAAAUGUCACCGCGAAUAAGGGCUUUUGUUUGUUACUUAUUUUGUUUAUAUAAUUUAAAUACACUCGAACUUUUCGCGUGCUUAUGAUACGACACCAUCACGUAACGCUUGCAACAUGCGACAUGUCACUAGUGUGGCUUGGCUCUUAGUCCGCUCCGCUCAUAAGCUCAAAUCAGAAUCACGCAGUCGCUAGCGGCAGAAAAAGUUACGGGCGACCUAGUGCUCUAUUAUCAAUAAUCAUAUAGCUUAGUGUACUUAACUGUUUUAAGCACAGGUAUUAGUCCCUUAAUAGCUCGAUACUUUUAGCAUCUAAAUUUAUGUAAUCAUCUCUGGGUCAUUUCAUUACGAAGGUACACCCACCUCCCUUUUAUGCCAUAAUUACCUUAUCUAUUGAUCUUAAUCCAAAUCACUGAAGCGGUCUGCCAAGGUAACUUAAAACCCAAGGCAAAUAAAAAUCCUAGACUGGGUAAUCCUAGAUUGCAUAAUGAUCUACAUGCACAGGUUCAAUAAUAAUGAUGUGUCCCGUCUGCUAAGAUGCUAAAACUAUCCAGUCUGCUAAGACGCUAAAAGUAUUCAGCCCGCUAAGACGAUUAACCAAACUGGCCAUCGUGCGUUUGUUCAUCAUUAACUGAGAUUUGAAGUGCUCUGCUUCAAUGCUCACUCAUGCUCGUCAGCUACGUAUCAGAGAGAAGUGUGAGUGGUUUUGUUUUGUAGUUAAUAUUGUUUGUUGUUUCUAUGAGUUUGAAUCAAAGAUUUAAAUCGUACGAUAUGCUCUCGCCUUAAUUUCAAUUUGGCGAAAGGUGCCGACCGCAAAAACCGUGACAUUGCUUUUUGGUUUCAGGGCAUAUCUGCGAUGGGCUUCUUUGGUUUGAUUAUUAGGUAAGAUAAGUUUAACACUGUGUAAUACUUACUUGUACAAUUAUUAGGAACAUCUCGACGUAUUUAAUAUAACAUUAUUCACUCUUACUAAGUAUAAUAAUAUAUCGUAGUGUAUGUUGAAGACAUGCUAAUUAAUAUUAUAAUUGUUUGUAUGUAAAGUUUAAGAAUAAAGUAUGUUUUUGUCGA
Molecule: messenger RNA, 3157 nt
Organism: Pararge aegeria (speckled wood butterfly)
Lineage: Eukaryota; Metazoa; Arthropoda; Insecta; Lepidoptera; Nymphalidae
Gene: Fkbp14
Product: FK506-binding protein 2
Exons: 4
Coding region: 120-767 (215 amino acids)
Molecular function (GO): calcium ion binding; peptidyl-prolyl cis-trans isomerase activity
Source: RefSeq, a predicted model, not a curated record